Molecule: messenger RNA, 636 nt
Organism: Phytophthora sojae
Lineage: Eukaryota; Oomycota; Peronosporomycetes; Peronosporales; Peronosporaceae
Exons: 3
Coding region: 1-636 (211 amino acids)
Source: RefSeq, a predicted model, not a curated record
AUGAUCUGGUCCUUGUGCUUGGUCCGAAUGGUUUGCCAUCCGUGCUUCCCCCUAUGGUGCGCAAACGAUGAUGGUGCUGGGAAUUCAGACUGCAGCUCUUCGAGCGUCAUCUUCCUGCCAGUCAUGGUCCGCUCCGCUACGACAUCAACGCCCACCCGAACACCAACCAGCACGUGUAUGGGCCCGCCUCCUCCUGCAACUGACCGCGCGGCAGACCCACUGCCUUCGUGCGUAGCUGCGCUCGAUCAACCCUCAACUGCUUCAUGCCGCAAUAAAUGGGUUUUGGGUAUUUUGCACGAUCCACCCACCCACAAAAAUAACAACACGGGGUCCAUUGGCACUAUUUGGCCUAACUCGCAUUAUCAUUUAGAAUGGAAGGUGAAGGUGCAUAUUCCUGCCCACUAUGCGGGAGGACGUUCACACACGCAGCGUCCGUGCGUCAGCACUUACGGCGGCAAGUCUGUUAUACAAACCGCUUUCCGCAGGAGGUUGAAGCAGAGAGGCGGAAUCAACGUAAUGCUCGCCGCCGUGAACGGCGGAGACUUCAAGCUGCCGCCGUCGCCACAGCCGCCGCAGUGGCGCGUCAAUCAUGCCAACAAGCACAGGCGGCGCCGCCAACAGCAGGAGCCGCGAUAA